UUUUUUACUUCUCCUUUUCAUGCUGUUUACAAACUGAAAUCAGCCAAUAAUCGUCGUAUCAAUACAAACAAAUUCACACAAACAAAACAUUAAGCCACUCAGCAGUGAAUCUAAAUCGGCACUCUCACCUGUUUGAAAUAUCUUAUCAUCCCUUCUUUUUUAUGAAUAAAUAAUUACUCACAAAAGAGAUUCACCGUUUAAGGCUUUUAAGCAUAUUCAAGAAAGCCUAGGAAAAUAUUUAUAAUCGCAGUAGCGGGGGGCGAAAGGUAGAGCCAUCUAGAAUACGUACAAAAUAACAGACACAAAAGAAAUUCACCGAGCGUGAAGGAGACAAGCCGAGAUCAUGAAAAGCUUCUCUAUUCUCUCGCGCCUCCUUUACAAAACCAUUAUCCAAUCACGAAGGAUUAUUACCUAACAACGAACAGACAUUCUAAUUAGCGACAUUUGCAAUACAGCGGGAACAUCACGCUAACAAAACUAGUAAGAUUGUUUGCGCUUAAAAUGGAAAAUGGGACCGAAGUUGAGUCGUUCGUGAACCCUUGGCUUGGACGAUCUAGGACUGCCCUUGUGCUUACCGUGUCCGUGCUUUUUGUCACCGGUGUUGCGGGGAAUCUUUUGGUGAUGAUCGUGAGUAUCAUGAACUCUUUUCACAAGACCACUGCGAACAUCUUUAUUCUGAAUCUCGCGGUGGCUGACCUACUUGCUUCGUGUGGAUUUGCGUUUAUGCUGUCUUCCCUUCUCCAAGGCGAGUGGCCUCUAGGUGACUUCGCGUGUAAACUCCACGGUGUCUUAGUUAUGGCGUUUUCCGUCGCGUCUUCGCUGUCCGCUAGUGCUAUGAGCAUCAAUCGCUAUACAACAAUAACCUACGCAUCAAAACAAAAGUCAAUCACUUUUACAAGAAACUGGACGAAGAUUAUGUUAGCCUUUCUAUGGCUUUUCUCCGCUAUCUUUGCCAUUCUACCACUGGUUGGUUGGUCCCGCUAUACGUACUUCCCCGCCAAAGCCAUUUGCUUUAUCUCUUAUACUGAGAGCAGAUCUUACAUUAUAACGUUUUACACGCUUGUAGCCCCCUGUUGUCUCGUCACGAUAUUCUGCUAUUCAAGAAUCUACAUCGCGAUAAAAAAGAACUCCCCUAUGCGAGUAGCAAGUCCUUCGCAAAAGCGUAAACCAUCACCGAGGAAACCCGACAGUAACAGUGCAGUUGAGACUCGUGUAACAAUCAUGAUAUUUGUGGUUGUAUUCUGGUAUUUUACUUCCCUCGCGCCAUUCAAUGUCAUCAACCUCAUGGUUAUAUGGAAACCAGGAUUCCAAAUCCCCCCUUGGGUGGAUAUAUUAACGACGCUUUUUGCACUCUCCAACCACGCUACAAACGUGUUUAUUUAUGCCGUGCUUAAUAGGACUUAUCGUUUAGCCAUCCGCAAGCUAUUAAAGCAAGCUUGGGGAUUUGUGAACGGGAAAGGGAAGCGAAUAGGCGUGACUAGCUCGUCGAAGAUUCCCCUCAGAUGUAUCCGCUCCAAUGCCGCCUAAAUCAACUCUGAACAUCGUGAAGACAGCCUGGCAAUCAUUUUCGAUUUGUCAAUGCUAUCAAGAUGCUUUUACACCAAAGUUUUUUGGUUGCAUAUCACAGCGUUUAUAUGAGGACAACAAUGUUGUAUUCUAAGCGCAUUGUUUCAUUGUUAGAAUACUCACACUCAUACGUACAUUUAUUUGCAAAUGUAAAAUUGAAGCAUCGAUAUUAAAAUUAUAAUUGGCGUU
Molecule: messenger RNA, 1755 nt
Organism: Nematostella vectensis (starlet sea anemone)
Lineage: Eukaryota; Metazoa; Cnidaria; Anthozoa; Actiniaria; Edwardsiidae
Product: melatonin receptor type 1B-A
Exons: 1
Coding region: 502-1527 (341 amino acids)
Biological process (GO): G protein-coupled receptor signaling pathway
Cellular component (GO): membrane
Molecular function (GO): G protein-coupled receptor activity
Source: RefSeq, a predicted model, not a curated record